Molecule: messenger RNA, 1586 nt
Organism: Aspergillus ibericus CBS 121593
Lineage: Eukaryota; Fungi; Ascomycota; Eurotiomycetes; Eurotiales; Aspergillaceae
Product: NADH:flavin oxidoreductase/NADH oxidase
Exons: 1
Coding region: 109-1425 (438 amino acids)
Cellular component (GO): intracellular anatomical structure
Molecular function (GO): NADP binding; NADPH dehydrogenase activity; FMN binding
Source: RefSeq, a predicted model, not a curated record
CAUUAAUAAUGCAACCUUCUCUCCAACACUCCCGAGUAUAAAAUCGCAUCGCAUUGCCAUCAUGUCUGGUAUGCAACAGACCUCAUUCUUUCCCUUCCAGGCAUCAUCAUGGGUUCCCUUCACCAAGCCCCCCGCGUGAUUCAAUCCGAGCACACCCCCUACUUCACCCCCGCCAACAAUGGCGGUGCCGCCCUCCACCCCGCCGACCCCGACACGCCCACUCUGUUUCGCCCCCUACAGAUUCGCGAUGUGACCCUCAAGAACCGCGUCGUCGUGUCGCCCAUGUGCAUGUACUCGGCCGAAAGCGACCCCUCCUCACCCCUCCUCGGCGCCCUGACCGACUACCACAUUGCCCACCUGGGCCAGUUUGCCCUCAAGGGCGCCGGCCUGGUGUUCGUCGAGGCGCAAGCCGUCCAGGCCAACGGUCGCAUUUCGCCCAACGAUGCCGGUCUCUGGGACCAUUCCCCCGAAUCGGAACAAUUCAAGAGUCUCCAGCGGGUUGUGCGCUUCUGCCACAGCCAGGGUGCCAAGGUGGCCGUCCAGCUGGCCCACGCGGGUCGCAAGGCCAGCGCGGCUCCCCCGUGGGUCGCUGCGGAAGCGAAGAAGCCCGCCAUUAUCGCCGAGGAGAGCGUAGGAGGAUGGCCGUCCAACGUGGUCGGUCCGAGUGGCGGGGAGGAACAUAUCUGGGGACCGGGAUACUGCACGCCUCGGGCGUUAUCGGUGGAGGAAAUCCAGGAGCUGGUACAAGCCUUCGCCAAGGGCGCGGAGACGGCCGUCCGGGCCGGUGUCGAUGUGAUUGAGGUGCACGCCGCCCACGGAUACCUGCUCCACCAGUUCCUGAGCCCGGUGACCAACAAGCGGACGGAUGCCUACGGAGGCAGCUUUGAGAAUCGCACUCGCAUGCUCCGCGAGGUUCUGACGGCCAUCCGUGCUGCCAUUCCCAGCGGUACGCCGUUGUUCCUCCGCAUCAGCGCGACCGAGUGGCUGGACGGGCAGGCGGUUGCGGAAGAAUCGGGCACUUGGACGCUGGAGAGCUCGCUGCAGCUCCUGCCCUUGCUGUCAGAACUCGGGGUCGAUCUGGUGGAUGUCAGCUCCGGCGGCAAUCACCGCGACCAGAAGAUUAAGCUGCACACCAACUACCACAUUGAUCUGGCCUCGGCCGUGCGCAAGGCCAUCCGUGCGACCGGUGCGAAGACGCUGGUGGGUGCGGUCGGCUUCAUCACGGAAGCCGAACAGGCCAAGGGGCUGGUCGAGGGUGCUGAUGAGGCUCACGCCGCGAAUGCCACGGUAUCUGGCCCGGAGCCUGUGGCCGAUCUGGUGUUUAUGGCGCGACAGUUCAUGCGGGAGCCAGAAUGGGUGAUGAACGCGGCGAAGAAGCUAGGCGCGAAGGUGGAUGUGCCGGUGCAAUUUCGCCGGGCCAUUUAAAUAGAAUAGACAUGAUUCAAUAGACCAAUGAAUAAAUAAAUAGACCCAAUGGAAGCAAUAAAUAAUCAAAACCCCUCCGUCCGACAGCCGACCCGAGCCGCUGCGGAACGCGGAGACCUCCGAGGCCGGCUGCAGGCUGCAGUGCCAGCUAUCAGAAGUCC